AAAGAAAAACAGUUCAUUAGUAAAAGCAGUUUUAGGAAGUUAUAAAAUGUGCUUAUACUCCUCUCAUAUAUGUGAUUUGUAAGUUAGGAGUUUACUAUAUAAACUGAGCCAAAACCAUUGAAAUCUCUGGGCCCUAGCAGAAGGAAAAGCAAAAAUCUCUGCAGGGUUACUUUCAGAUCCUGGUGCAUGGGGCUGGAGGCUCAAGUGGUAGAGCACCUGCUUUGCAAGCACAAAGGAAGCCCUGAGUUCAAACUCCAGUCCUAUUGCACCCCUGCCAAAAAAAAAUCCUGGGGCACUUGGAUUUCUAUACAAAGAAUAAUAAUCCACUGAGGACAAAAUCAAAAGUAAGAAUUAGAAGUCAUAGAAAGAAAUAAUUUUCAUGAAGACCAGCUAGCUAUUCUGAUAAAUGGGAGAAUUGUUACCCCACAACUUCAGAUAAUAGAACAGUCUGAAAGAUACUAUGCCUUUAACAUGAUUAUGAAAAAUAAAGACACUAUCGUGAUGGAUAAGAAGAGUGAACAUUGUGAAGACUCCAUGUAUUGAUAUGAUAAAAUAUUUAGACCAUCUUUUAGAUCAUAAGAGAAGUGCCUUAUUUUUUUAUAGAAUCUGUAGUCUGGCUGAACCUAGAGGUACAUUGAUAACAACACAGUCCCAAAAGGAGAGAAGGCGUAUGCUUUUGCCCUCUGGUUCCUUUAUUUUUAGUCUUCUGAGGCAUAAUCAAAACAGCUCUAAAUCAGUGCAGGUGAUCUGCUAACUAGGUAUGGUAACUCUCAACACUUUCUCCUCCCUAUGCAGACAUUAUGAUCUCAAUCAACUGCUGGAGCCUCGAAGCAUAACUGCGGAUCCUUUGGACUACCGCCUAAGCUGGCACCUGUGGGAGGUGCUACGGGCUCUUAACUACACUCAUCUCUCAGAGCAAUGUGAGGGUGUGCUGCAAGCUAGUUACGCUGGCCAACUGGAAAACAAGGGGCUCUGGGAGUGGGCUGUCUUUGUCCUCCUGCAUAUUGAAAACUCAAGCAUACGUGAGAAGGCUGUUCGAGAGCUGCUUACCCGGCACUGCCAGCUGUUGGAAACCCCUGAGUCUUGGGCUAAGGAGACUUUCCUUAUUCAGAAGCUUUGUGUGCCUGCUGAGUGGAUUCAUGAGGCCAAAGCAGUACGAGCACACAUGGACUCUAAUAAGCACUUGGAGGCUCUCUAUUUGUUUAAAGCUGGUCACUGGAAUCGCUGCCACAAACUUAUCAUCCGGCACUUAGCUUCUGAUGCCAUCAUUAAUGAGAACUAUGACUUCCUGAAAGGUUUCUUGGAAGACCUGGCACCUCCAGAGCGCAGUAGCCUAAUUCAGGACUGGGAAACAUCUGGGCUUGUUUACCUGGACUAUAUUCAAGUCAUUGAAAUGCUCCACCACAUUCAGCAGGUGGAUUGCUCAGGUUAUGAACUAGAACAGUUACACACCAAAGUGACUUCACUGUGCAACCGGAUAGAGCAGAUCCAAUGUUAUAAUGCCAAGGAUCGCCUGGCUCAGUCAGACAUGGCCAAACGUGUAGCCAACUUACUGCGAGUGGUACUGAGCCUACAGCAUGCCCCCGAAACAACCUCUGAAUCAACGCCAGACCCUCAUCGAGUCCCUUUGCGCCUGUUGGCUCCCCAUAUUGGCCGGCUUCCCAUGCCUGAGGACUAUGCCUUGGAGGAACUGCGCAGCCUCACACAGUCUUAUCUUCGAGAACUGACUGUUGGGAGCCAGUGAGCUCCAGGCUCUUGCCACCACACUCACGUGCUCAUUCACACUCACCACAGCAAUCCCUGCAUCGUUUUGAUUGAUACUGUUUGCCAAUCUCUCGGUUGGCUAUGGAACCUACUCUUCCUUACUGCUGCCCCAAGCAGCAUCCUUCAUUUGUUCAGGGCUUUUCUUAAUACUGAACAUAGCAUAAGGGCUUCUGGAACCAAAAAAAAGGAGAUAAGUCUCCUUUUACCAUCCUCAAAACCAUUCAGGUUUUUUCUCUUUAAAAGAAAAAAGAAAAAAAAGGUCAAUAAAGCUCCUUUGGCAGAAUCC
Molecule: messenger RNA, 2050 nt
Organism: Castor canadensis (American beaver)
Lineage: Eukaryota; Metazoa; Chordata; Mammalia; Rodentia; Castoridae
Source: RefSeq, a predicted model, not a curated record